Aspergillus ibericus CBS 121593 is the source of this 911-nucleotide messenger RNA. RefSeq lists its product as uncharacterized. The coding region runs from base 371 to 829 and encodes 152 amino acids. NCBI's taxonomy places the organism in Eukaryota, Fungi, Ascomycota, Eurotiomycetes, Eurotiales, Aspergillaceae. The transcript has a single exon. The record is from RefSeq and is a predicted model, not a curated record.
GGAGUAAUCCGCAAGGCUGAACGGAUUCCUUGGAUAAUGCGAUCCACGGGGCCCGCGGGAUCCAGCGACGCGAGUCGAUGCCAAUCGUAAGCAAGCAUUUGCACCCCUAUAGAUAGAUAUCGUCAGGGGAGAUGAAUUACUCCGUCUGACCCGCCUGGCUCAAUGACAGGCAGAGGGAUAAAUCAGACAAAUCAUGUUAACAAUAAUCAAUAGGCAGUCAUUGGAUUUCCGUGCCCGGCAUUCCGAGUUCCGACCUUCCGAGAGUCCUAAAGGGGAAAGAGAGGAUGCCUGGCUGGCCCCCGGUGUGAACGAAGCUGAUUCGCCAGGUCGGAAAGUGUGACUCAGGCCGCGGCGGGGGGGCAGUCACGGGAUGCUAUUUUGGGGAUGGGUUUUCCCCUUCGUCGCUUGUCCACUCACCACUGUCCAGGACUCCAGUCACCGUGUCCCACUGUCCAGUGUCCACUGGUCCAACGCAUCCCAGUUUCAGCCCUACGGUGUCAGGGCCCAUUCAGAGUUUAGGCAUCCUCGAAUCGUCCCUCUCGUCUUACUCUCUUUGGCUUCCCCCCCCCCCCUCUUCUCACCUCUCAGCCUCCGCCGUGGUCCAUUCACACGCCGGCCUCGGACCACUAACCUGCUUCAUCCGCGCUAUGCUGGGACUAAUUCCUGCCCACGGAAUUUCCUCAAAUCACCGCCGGCCUCUCGCUGCACUGCUGCAGCCUUAUGGCUCCCAAGGUCCCCCCCGGAGAACCGCACCGACAUUUGGACGGUGGUGUCUCCAGCGGCCCACGGCUCCGAGUUACAAUUUCCACAGGGCCAACUCUAUCGCUGACCCUCGCCUCAGCUGAACCUGCCGGCCACACGAGGUCCAGCUCCCCAAUGAUGCCCGCCUGACUGCCGGCUGCAGGCCUCCU